CUGUUUAGUGGGCGGGACGUUCAACGGGCUGUAGUUCCGUCAUCCCUCUCAUCUCCGGGGCUACAGGGGGCCAAUGUUGAUUUGGACGAAUUUCCUUCGAAAUAGGUGGACAUUGGAUUGGAAAAAACAAUUUGCCGACGUGAAGGCUUUCGACUGACAACACCGCAUCCCCGCCCUCCCCUUUGCUGUGUUUUUUUGGGCGCUGGGGUGAAGGUGGGAAGCCAGGGGGCCUCGCUCGGAGGGGCUGCAAGGAGGUAUCGGAGAAGACUGGCUCCUCCGCGUUCAGACGGAAGCGCGGCUGCACCCUCGCGGUAUCAGUCGGUUCCAAAUCGACACAUUGUUUGGAUUUAGGAAAUAGCGUCCUGUCCAAAUCGAGCUUUGACCUGCUUGGCGGAGCCCGAGAGUGAGCCAUCCUCCGUUGACAGGUUGUCAUCAUGGGCAACGCGCCCACGGCCAGGAAGGGCAGCGAGAUGGAAAGCGUCAAGGAGUUCCUUGCUAAAGCCAAAGAGGACUUCCUGAAGAAGUGGGAGAACCCUGAACAGAACACUGCAUGCCUGGAGCAGUUUGAGAGGUUGAAAACUCUAGGCACGGGCUCAUUUGGUCGUGUUAUGCUGGUGAGGCACAGAGAAACGGGACAGCAUUACGCCAUGAAGAUCCUCAACAAACAGAAGGUGGUCAAGCUCAAGCAGAUAGAGCACACUCUGAAUGAAAAGAGAAUUCUUCAGGCCGUUAACUUUCCUUUCCUUGUGCGUUUAGAGUACUCGUUCAAGGACAACACUAACCUUUACAUGGUGAUGGAGUAUGUGCCAGGUGGGGAGAUGUUCUCCCAUCUACGAAGAAUUGGCAGAUUUAGUGAGCCUCAUGCUCGGUUCUACGCUGCUCAAAUUGUACUGACCUUCGAGUACCUGCAUGCUUUGGACCUGAUCUACAGAGAUCUGAAGCCAGAAAACCUUCUCAUAGACCAACAGGGCUACAUACAGGUGACAGAUUUUGGCUUUGCCAAACGUGUAAAAGGCAGGACCUGGACACUGUGUGGCACACCAGAAUAUCUAGCUCCUGAAAUCAUCCUCAGCAAGGGAUACAACAAGGCAGUGGACUGGUGGGCCCUGGGCGUGCUGGUCUAUGAGAUGGCAGCUGGGUACCCCCCUUUCUUUGCUGACCAGCCUAUUCAAAUCUAUGAGAAGAUUGUAUCGGGGAAGGUGCGUUUCCCGUCCCACUUCAGCUCCGACCUGAAGGAUCUCUUGAGAAACCUGCUGCAGGUUGAUCUUACUAAACGCUAUGGGAAUCUCAAGAACGGGGUCAACGACAUAAAGGGACACAAGUGGUUUUCAACUACUGACUGGAUUGCCAUUUACCAGAAAAAAGUGGAAGCUCCGUUCGUCCCCAAGUUUAAGGGACCAGGCGACACCAGUAACUUUGACGACUACGAGGAGGAGGAGAUCCGCAUUUCCUUCAAUGAGAAAUGUGCCAAGGAAUUUGCUGAGUUCUAGAGUGAGUGAAUUAGGGAAGCAAGGGGAGUGAGAGCUUUGCUGGUCAUGUGGGAGAUCUAAGGAGGAGCAUCUUGUCUCCUGUCACAAUCACAAGCACCAGCUGCAAAAAGAAAGGAAAAGGAUUGAACAAGCAGACUGAUAACCAGCAGUGUUGCCUUUUUCUGUUCUACUUUCUUUAUGAUUCGGUCUCAUUUAUGGAUCCCUUUAUAAUGAAGGUGUGCUUCAGAAUCGCCUCUACGGUUUCUUCCCUGCUGGUAUGGUUUCAUUCUUCACAUUUGCGGCCCAAGAGAGGCAAAGGCAUCUGUUAGACUCAACUGAUCCAUUUCUUUGUCAUAUAUGAAGAUCACUGGGACUGGGCCAAAUCUGAAGUCUGCACUGAUUUUUUUUUUUAAUUGACACAAUUGGUCAUCUUGCUCUUCCUCUGGUGAGCAUCACAAGUUUUAAAGCACUUAAAACCGACAUAGAUACACAUUAGAAUUGAAAGGCUUUGGUUUUGCAAAUUAGUUUUGUUCAUGUUGUAAGCUGUCAAGUCACCAAUGUGAUUGGAUGAUAGAAACAUCAAUCAUGUAUUGCAGACAGAAGUCACUCUUGAUGAUAGUGUGUGUCUGUAUUUACUCUCAUUGAGACAUGGCAACUUUGUCCUUCUCUGCAGCACUCACUUUUAAAUGUUCAAAUGUGUCUCCGGUGAUAUCAUGUCAUGCUAACUAACACAAAGACAUGUUUUAAUAGUGUGGAGGAACACAAAAUAUUACAUAAUGGUAUCUCAGGUUCAAACAUAUCGCUCGUAGGGGACAUCGGAUAAACAUAGCUAACACGGAAAUGGAAGUUUAAAUUUCUGGUCAGAAUUCAAAGGGAAAAAAAGGGAAUCUUUUUAGAUAUUUGAUUAGUGUCUUCCACAUUUCUUGUCCUUCCAUUUGGUUUUGUGACUGGACAAAAGCCUGUGCUGUUUGUGCUCAGAUCUCACCUAGUUUGCAUGUUUUUGCCCUGAAAGAGACUAUCUGAGGCAGAGCACGUCAAAAUGGUUCUGGGUUACCAGAGCAUUUCUGAUCUGCCAUUGAUGCUGGUCUUAUUUGUGUCGGUUUUUUUGUUUUGUUUUGUUUUUUAAUGUUGUUGUUGUUUUUUUUAAAAUAUCCUACUCAUUCCUCUUGUCACUUGAAAUGUUGAUGACUAUGGCAAAUUUAGCCCAUCAAUUUCUUUUUUCAAAUGUUUUAUUCCAUAUCGUGAUAGGAAGAAAAAAACGACUAACAGACCAUUGAACUGGCCAGCAAAAGGAAGAGCAUCUGCAGCUAUUUUUUUUUUUGGAGAGGCUAACAUGGUUCUUAGUGCGCUGUAUACAGUACUCUCACUGGUUCUCAUAACGAUUUAGUAGGUUUAGUUAAUUAAAAAACGGUUCAGGUUUUUAUCAGUUAAAGAAAGAACAGUAUGAAACAGGGGCUAUUGCAGUGUAGUUGUCCAUCAUUUUGUAGAGGUACAGUGGGCCAAAUAAGUAUUUAGUCAACCACUAGUUGUACAAGUUCUCCCACUUGAAAAUAUUAGAGAGUUCUGUAAUUGUCAACAUUGGUAAACCUCAACCAUGAGAGACAGAAUGUGAGGGAAAAAACAGAAAAUCACAUUGUUUGAUUUUUAAAGAAUUUAUUUGCAAAUCAUGGUGGAAAAUAAGUAUUUGAUCAAUACCAAAAGUUAAUCUCAAUACUUUGUUAUGUACCCUUUGUUGGCAAUAACGGAGGCCAAACGUUUUCUGUAACUCUUCACAAGCUUUUCACACACUGUUGCUGGUAUUUUGACCCAUUCCUCCAUGCAGAUCUCUUCUAGAGCUGUGAUGUUUUGGGGCUGUCGUUGGGCAACACGGACUUUCAACUCCCUCCACAGAUUUUCUAUGGGCUUGAGAUCUAGAGACUGGCUAGGCCAGCUUCUUACGAAGCAACUCCUUUGUUGCCUUGGCGGUGUGUUUGGGAUCAUUGUCAUGCUGAAAGACCCAGCCACGUCUCAUCUUCAAUGCCCUUGCUGAUGGAAGGAGAUUUUCACUCAAAAUCUCUCGAUAUAUGGCCCCAUUCAUUCUUUCCUUUACACAGAUCAGUCGUCCUGGUCCCUUUGCAGAAAACAGCCCCAAAGCAUGAUGUUUCCAUCCCCAUGCUUCACUGUGGGUAUGGUGUUCUUCGGAUGCAAUUCCGUAUUAUUUCUUCUCCAAACACGAAACCUGUGUUUCUACCAAAAAGUUCUAUUUUGGUUUCAUCUGACACAUUCUCACAGUCCUCUUCUGGAUCAUACAAAUGCUCUCUAGCGAACCGCAGACAGGCCUGGACGUGUACUUUCUUUAGCAGGGGGACACAUCUGGCAGUGCAUGAUUUGAGUCCCUGGCGGCGCAUUGUGUUACUGAUAGUAGCCUUUGUUACUGUGGUCCCAGCUCUCUGUAGGUCAUUCACUAGGUCCACCCAUGUGGUUCUGGGAUUUUUGCUCACCGUUCAUUAUGACGCCACGUUGUGAGAUCUUGCAUGGAGCCCCCGAUCGAGGGAGAUUAUCAGUGGUCUUGUGUGUCUUCCAUUUUCUAAUAAUUGCUCCCACAGUUGAUUUCUUUACACCAAGCGUUUUACCUAUUGCAGAUUCAGUCUUCCCAGCCUGGUGCAGGUCUACAAUUUUGUCUCUGGUGUCCUUCGACAGCUCUUUGGUCUUGGCCAUAGUGGAGUUUGGAGUGUGACUGACUGAGGCUGUGGACAGGUGUCUUUUAUACCGAUAAUGAGUUAAAACAGGUGCCAUUAAUACAGGUAACGAGCGGAGCCUCGUUAAACCUCUUUAGAAGAAGUUGGACCUCUUUGACAGCCAGAAAUCUUGCUUGUUUGUAGGUGACCAAAUACUUAUUUUCCACUCUAAUUUGGAAAUAAAUUCUUUAAAAAUCAAACAAUGUUGUUUUCUGUUUUUUUUCCACAUUCUGUCUCUCAUGGUUGAGGUUUACCCAUGUUGACAAUUACAGGCCUCUCUAAUUUUUUUUAAAGUAGGGGAACUUGCACAAUUGGUGGUUGACUAAAUACUUAUUUGCCCUACUGUAUAUGAUGUGGGCUCAAUGGUCCAUUGGCAUUUUCUAAGCAUCCAUUGAUCCAUCAAUCAUCUGCCGCUUAAUCCAGGGUCAGGUCGCGGGGGCAGCAGCUUUAGCAGGGAAGCCUCGAUUUUCCUCUCUCCAGCCACUUCAACCACCUCCUCUGGUGGGAUCCCAAGGCGUUCCCAGGCCAGCCGAGAGACAUGGUCUCUCCAGCGUGUCCUGGGUCGUCCCCAGGUCCUCCCGUCGGUAGGACAUGCCAGAACACCUCUCCAGGGAGGCGUCCCAUAAGCAUCUGAACCAGAUGCCCGAGCCACCUCAACUGGCUGCUCUUAACGUGGAGGAGUAGUGGCUCGAUGACCCAGCUUAGGAAACUCAUUUCGGCCGCUUGUAUCAAGGGAUCUUGUUCUUUCGGUCCUGACCCACUGCUCGUGACCUUAGGUGAGGGUAGGAACAUAAAUCGACUGGUAAAUUCUUCACCACUACGGACAGGUGCAGAAUCCGCAUAACUGCAGACGCUGCACCGAUCCUCCUGUCGAUCUCCUGCUCCCUCCUACACUCACUCAUGAACAAGAAACCAAGAUAAUUGAACUCCUCCACUUGGGGUUGGAUCUCAUUCCCGACCCGGAGAGGGCACACCACCCUUUUCCAUCUGAGGAACCAUGGUCUCGGAUUUGAAGGUGCUGAUCUUCAGCCCAACUCACACUAGGCUGCGAACCGCUCUAGUGAGAGUUGGGGGUCACGGCUUGAUGAAGCCAACAGCACCACAUAAAAUGCGAAAAAGCAGAGAUGCAAUGCUGAGGCCACCAAACCAGACAAAAAAAAAUUGGAGUGGGGACCGCUUGGUACCUCACGAUAUGAUUUGCGAUACAAAGCUCGCGAUAACGAUGAUCUGACGAUAUGGCGAUACAACGAUUAUCGAUACAUUUGUCGGGAAAUCUUUCGAGGAUAUUCUACAAACGACUAAUAAACAGAAAAACAAGCUUCUGCUGUGAAUUGGAAUGAGUUUAUAACUAGUAGACGUCCAAUCCAUUUGAAGUGGGAGGGUGGCAGCGAAUCAUUCGCUGCCAUCCCUCCCACUUCAAACGGAUUGAACGUCUAUGGAUGUCAGUGGCAGCCAAUGCCAGGCAAUGAGGUAAUUUUGGGCCAUUUAAGGUCAUUUACCUGUUGAUGUUCCGUUACUUCCUGUUGAUUUUGGGGUAUUUUAUGUGUCACUUCCUGUUUAUUUUUAGUUACAGAACAGGAAGUGACCUGGGAAUCACCCAAAGGAAUAGACAGGGACUCAAACUCAACAGGAAAUGACCUGUAAAUGCCCUGAAAAUCGGACAGAAUGACUGUGAAUGCUCUGGUUUCGAAUGAAUGAACGUUCCCAGUCUAAAUGGAUUGGGCGUCGUGCACCGUCAAUGCAGCCUUAGAGUUAAUUGAGACACUAUUAUGGUGGAAGAUUUUGGUAGCAACUUGGUUCCUUUUUUAUUUUUUUUCGAUAUUGACACCUUUUUAAAACGAUAUCUCGAUUCUUGGCAGGAGCAUAUCGAUAACCUUUUGGGAUACAAAGUAUCACGAUAUAUCAACAUUUCGAUAUGUUGUCACACCCAUAACGGACACCCUCAACACUGCACCUAGAAAUUCUGUCCAUAAAAAUUAUGAACAGAAUCGGUGACAAAGGGCAGCCUUGGCUGAGUCCAACUCUCACUGGGAACGAAUUCGACUUACUGCUGACAAUGCGAACCAAACUCUGACACCGGCCGCACAGGGACCAAACAGCCCUUACCAAGGGUUUCGGAACCCCGUAGUCCUGGAACACCUACACAGGACUCCCCAAGGCACACGGUCGAACGCCUUCUCCAAAUCCACAAAACACAUGUAGACUGGUUGAGCGAACUCUCAUGCAACCUCGAUUUUCUAAGCAGUCGCUUAAUUUGAAUAUUUUUGCCCCAUUUGGAACAGGAUUAAUUCAUCUAUCCCUGGCAAAGGUCAACUUUCAAUUUAUUUAUUUUUUCCUCUCUCAUGAAGUGAGAUGGAAUAAUGUUGACGAAUCAAUCUGGUCAGGUACAAUUCAAAACGGCAUGAACACCGUAAUUUUCGGACUAUAAGCCACCACCCACCAAAUUUGACGCACCGGACUAUAAGCCGCAGCUGUGCUCAUUGUAUUAUGGGAUAUUUACACCAAAAGAUAUUAACCGGUGACAAUUUAGUGGAAAGUGGCAUCAAAUGACUCCCAUAAGGCCAAAUGAACCACCAUGAAGUUUUAAACCAAAUGGCUGCAAGGCUUCAUUGCUUCAAGAAGCUUCAUUUGGCCAUCACUGCUCCCUUGGGGGAUACAGUCAAUCUCUGCUGCCACCUGCUGUCAACACUGUUGUUGUCCAACAUGCCUCCUAGCAUGCAUUGCAGCGCUACAUAUGUAAAUAACAAUUAAAAUUCAUGUUUUGUGCUGCUUAUUUCUUCAGUUACUGUUCCAGUUGUUUCAUUAAUUGCUAGUUAUGGUAUUUAGUGACAAUUUAUUUGACAGUGGCGCAAUAAAACUGUCAUAAGACCAUAAUUAUGACAUGACACUAGUGCUGCAACGAUUAAUCGAUUAACUCGAGUAUUCGAUUAGGAAAAAAAAAUAUUUGAAUUAAUUUUUAUUGCUUCGAGGAUUCGUUUAAUUAAAGUGGCUUUGUAAUGGUUUAUUUUGAAAGUGUUUGUAUUUACUUUUAUUGAUUAGGGUGGAUACACUGCCCACUGGUCUGCCUCAUUUCACGUGGCUGAAUCCAACUGCUCCCUGUUAAGAACAACAUAAGCUAAGUUUUUGUUUAAGCUAAUGUUUUGUAAUGCAUUCGUAAUUUCGUUUAUAGAUAUAUUUAGCCGUUUUUUGUGGGAGUAAGUGUUUAAACCUUUUGUCAAGAGCAUUUCAAAAAAAGUUAGCAUUUUAUAGCAUUUAAGCUAGCAGACUUUUGCUAUGUAAGUUAGCCAAUUGUUCUUUUGUUGUGCAUAGAUCCUCUUUUUUUGAGGCUCAGCUCAGGUAUUUAAAUUUUUGAUGUUCUUUAUCAGAUUACUCGAUUAUUCGAACUAUCUGGUUCAUCGAUUAUUCGAAUACUAAAAUAAUCGAUAGCUGCAGCCCUACAUGACACUGCCAUGACCAUUAAUGAAUGCUUAGGACAGAUGUCAUUUUGUGUCAUCCGGCAAAUUAUCUCACUUUUGAAUGGAUGUAAAAGAUCCGAACUGGACAUUAAUGGAGUUAGUGACAUAAUUUGGCGGAUGAUACAUAAUGACAUUUGUCAUAAGCAUUCAUUAAUGACCAUGAUAGUGUCAUGUCUCAAUUAUGACGGUCGUAUGGCAGUCUUAUAAUGACGCUGUCAAAUAAAGUGUUACCUAUUAACGCAAAAAAAAUCAACUGAUAAGCCGCACUGGACUAUAAGCCGCAGGUUUAAAAAUGAGGGGGAAAAGUAGCGGCUUAUAGUCCGAAAAUUACGGUACAAUUUUUUUUCUUGAUACUAAUGUUACCCAAUUGUUAGGACUUUGCGCUUAGUAUCACAUUCACGUCCGUAUUCAUGUUGAAUAGCGUAAUGGGCAGAACCAAAUUUGAAGUUAUUAUCAUACAACAAUGUUCUAAGUCUCAUUGAUGUUUCUGCAUUGUUACACUCCCCCAAGGUAGGCACAAGGCUGAUGUAUGUGGUCACACGUUUAGGGAAAUGAGAGACUUCAGUCUGAACCAUGUUAACCCCCCACGUCUGCAUCUUAACACACACACACAGAGCAAAGGGAAGUCACGGCAGCAGUGACAUAAAAACGUGAGUGUAAUAUUUUGCAACAUGAAUAUCAUUCCAAUAAAGUUUUACUUGUAAAAUUAGAAUGAAGUUGUCUUUUUUUUUCCCCCUUUGGUGGAUUUAUUGUUUCUUUAAUGUUGACAUACAUUGUUGUAUAUAGGGUGCAAGGAAAAAGAAUUUCCCUUUUCUUGAGUUCUUUUUUUUUUUUUUAAUUCAGAAUUUAACACACACAAUAGUUUUCUAUUGGUCAAAUAAUAAGUAAAAAAAAUGUAUGUAUGUUUGGGGGAUUUGGAGAACCGAGACACUGACGUUUUGCUGUCUAAGUCUAGUUUUUGGGAAAUUAUUAUUUUACAAAGUUACAUCUGAAGUAAUUUGUUUAACCAGGGUG
Molecule: messenger RNA, 8655 nt
Organism: Corythoichthys intestinalis (scribbled pipefish)
Lineage: Eukaryota; Metazoa; Chordata; Actinopteri; Syngnathiformes; Syngnathidae
Gene: prkacab
Product: protein kinase, cAMP-dependent, catalytic, alpha, genome duplicate b
Exons: 11
Coding region: 435-1490 (351 amino acids)
Biological process (GO): protein phosphorylation
Cellular component (GO): nucleus
Molecular function (GO): protein serine/threonine kinase activity; ATP binding; protein kinase A regulatory subunit binding
Source: RefSeq, a predicted model, not a curated record